CUAGACUAGCCGCCUGUGUAUGUAGGCGAGGUUACAAGAAGGGACAGUCCGACCUGCGUACGCUGUUUGCGAUUGUUGUGAAAAAGGCUUGUGGUGUGGCCGCGGGGCGAGUGAGACUGAGGGCGGCUGGUCAGCGAGGCGUGCCAUGGUACUUGGCACUUGAGAUGAGCACGAGCAAUUGAGCAGCGCGCGCAGACGAAUACUACUCUUGUACAAUUACUCUUUAUGCAUGCGAUUUGCAACCGUUGAAGCGUCUACAUGAAUGGGAGCGGGGCACACGCGAGCACUUCCUGCUCGGGGCAGCCCGCUCGCGUGUAUAUAUUCAUAUGCAGUGCUGCAAAGAACUCUGAUAGAAGAAAUUCUCUCCGAAAAAGCUGGUUCAGAUACCUGAGUGAUGCGGACUCGCCGCUGCCGCCACGGUACCGGUCGGGCGUCUCCAUCCGCUUCAUCGUCUCCCGGGAGUCGCGCUGUGAGGAGGUGGACGUAGAGCAGGCCCAGCACAGCGACAUUCUAUACAUUGACGCUCCAGCUGGCUACCACAACCUCUGGCGCAAGGCACUGUGCUUCCUGGCCUGGCUUGAGGGCCACACGGACACGGCGGCCGGGACAUCGGGCCAGGGCGGGGUGGGGGCCUGCGGGAACGGCGCUGGAGAUGGUGGCGGAGGCGGCGUCAGUGGCGGCAGCGGCAGCGGCAACGGCAGCGGCAGCGGCACCCCCUACGACUUUGUGAUGCACGCCGAUGACGACAGCUUCGUGCGGCUGGACCUGUUGCUGCCGCUCAUGGCCACCUGGCCCCGACAGCGGCACUACUGGGGCUACAUCUGGGACGGCACCGGCAACCGCGUCACGGCGCCCAUCCGCAACCCAGCCAACAAGUCGCACAUGCCGGCGGAGCAGUACCCUCUGGACUACUACCCGCCGUUCGCCAGCGGCUGCGGCUUCGUGCUGUCUCGCGACCUGGUGCUGGCGCUGCUGAGCCGCCCGCUGCCCGACUACAGACUGCUGGACCCGCCCUUCGGCAUCCACCUGUGCGGCCCGCCCGACUACUGCGUGGCGCCCGGCGGCCCCGUGGUGCCCGUGCACGAGGAGCGCGUGCGGCCCUAUCGCCCGCUGCCGACCUUCCGGCCCGACACACUGGUGCAGCACUACCUGCGCAGCGAGGAGAUGAAGCCGUUCUGGGAGCAGGCCGCUGGGAAGUUGGAGCUGGGUUAAACCAUGCGGUCUUGAUCCCGACACUCAGCAAGU
Molecule: messenger RNA, 1245 nt
Organism: Chlamydomonas reinhardtii
Lineage: Eukaryota; Viridiplantae; Chlorophyta; Chlorophyceae; Chlamydomonadales; Chlamydomonadaceae
Exons: 7
Coding region: 259-1212 (317 amino acids)
Cellular component (GO): membrane
Molecular function (GO): hexosyltransferase activity
Source: RefSeq, a predicted model, not a curated record